AUGGAUAUCACUGCCUCUUCAUUCUACGACCUCCUACCCGAAAUCCUGUCCCGACUGUCCGAUUGCUGUUUUGUCGCCCUGGACUUGGAAUUCUCCGGGAUCCCGAUCUCGCCUAGAAAAAGUAACGAGAAACAGUCGCUGCAGGAGCGGUACGCAGAAAUCAAGCAAUGUGCCGAGAAAUACCAGAUCCUCCAAGUCGGUCUGACCAUCGUCCAUGAGGAUGCGGAGAAAGGACAGUACCUUCUGAGACCAUACCAUUUAUACUUGAAUCCAAUCGUCGAUAGCGGGCUGGAUCUACAGAGAGACUUCACGCUCCAAAGCAACGCAAUGCGCUUCCUCUUCAAGCAAAAUUUCUCCAUGAGUUCUGUGUUCGACCGGGGAGUCGGCUAUCUCUCGUCCGAGGAAGUCAAUCAAGCCGUGGCCAGAGCCAUGCAAAAGGAUGGUCUUCCCGCGACACGUCAGACGCUGAAGGUGGGCGACAGCGAACCGGAAUCCAUCGCCUUUUUGAAUACGGUGCGGACUCUGGUGGACCAAUGGGUUGGCCAUAGCAAUGUGCAAAAGAAGCUGGUCCAUGGGCUGAUCGAGAUGGAGUACCCAUAUCUGACCGCAACCGCUAUGGGUCCAUUCAUUCAGAUCUGUCAACGCGACGAGAAACGGGAGGCAGCCCAAAAUGCGAAUCGAGUGACGGAAAAGAUGCAGCAGAUCUGCAAAUCCAAGGGAUUUGGAUGGCUGGCCGAGGCGUUAGUUGGCGGGGAUCUUUCCGAUCUCGACCCGAGCUGUUUCCAGAGUGACAUGGGAGUUGGCCGUUCCUUGGCUAAAGUAACAAAGGCUGCGGACGUGGUGAAGCAGGAUCUGCGCACCAACCAGUUUCUGCUGGUAGGCCAUAACCUGUUCGUGGAUUUGGUCUACUUCUGUCGAUGCUUUGUUGGCCCAUUGCCAGACAGUGUGGCGGACUUUCAGGUGAUGGCACGGAGCCUGUUUCCCCGGGUGGUUGAUACCAAAUACCUGGCGACGCAUAGCUGCGGCGACCUCAAUCCGCCGUCCUCGCUCGGCGAAGUCCAUCAAAAACUCCUCCCCAUCAGGGCGCCUAUGAUUGUGUUGCACGAAUACUACCGAAAGUACUGCAGGGCGCCAGCAGAGCACGAAGCGGGCUAUGAUAGCUUGCUGACGGCGGAGGUCUUCCUCAAACUAUCCGUCCAGCUUCGAGACACGAUGCCCAGAAUGUCAUCGGAGGAGCUGCACCACAUGUUCGCUACUAAUCUCCGCAUGGAGGAGUCCUAUGGCUACGGGCGACCGAGUCGGUCACCGCAAUUGACCGACUGCUCGGAGGCCCAUGCCAAGGUGGACAAGGGCGAACUGAUCCCACGCCCGGGUGCACUUUUCUGGGAGCGUUAUAGCAACCGGCUGCGAGUGUUUGGCACUCGCGAGAGAAUCUGCCAACAAAAAGAGACGACGCUGGUCCGCCGCAGCUACGCCACGGCGACGACGCCCUCCCCCGACACGACCGCGCCCGUCUACCCCGUCGUGAAACCGACAUACACGAUCAACGCCGGCGUGGUGCUGUCCCGCCCCCCGCAGAUCACGCGCGACCUGCACCCGUUCGAGAAAGCCUACCACUUCUACCAGCGCCGGCUGAACGAGCGCCUCGCCCUGCCCUUCACCAAGUACUUCUACUUCAAGCGGGGGACGCCCGCCGACGAGGACUGGAAGCGCAAGAUCAAGGAGCGUCAUACCCCCGCGCGGGACAUCGGCAACUACAACGCUUACUCGCCCGACGCGUGGAACGACGAGCUGCUCGUUGGCGCUGCCGAGUCGGACCCUGCUUAUCAGGCGGAGAUGCUCAUCCGCGACGCCGAGGAGACUGUCAAUGCUACGUCGCAGGAUACGAGCAAGCGCGAGGAGAUCCCGCGUCCUUAUCCGCGUGUGACGGAGGCGGACGAGAAGGGUGAUUUCCGUAGCUUGAACCGCGCGCUGCAGCGGACGCUGUAUUUCGUUGUGCGGGAUAAGUUUGGGCAUUGGAGGUUUCCUCGCUCGCCUGUUGAGCAGGACGAGACGUUGCGAUUGGCUGCUGAACGUACCCUGACCCAAACGGCCGGCGUCAACAUCAACACCUGGAUGGUGGGAUACCACCCGGUCGGACACCACGUCAAGACCUACCGCCGGCCGACGGACACGGGCCUGCAGGGCGCCAAGACCUUCUUCAUGAAGGGUCGUAUCAUGGGCGGACAGGCCGAUCUGUCGGGGAACAACCAGGAGCUGCAGGAUUUCCGGUGGUUGUCCAAGGAGGAGAUUGGACAGCAUGUGGUGGAUCAUUAUUACAGCAGUGUCAAGAAUAUGCUUGCUGAUCGGUAG
This is a messenger RNA of Aspergillus campestris IBT 28561, 2352 nucleotides long. RefSeq names its product mitochondrial 54S ribosomal mL46 domain-containing protein. The record is from RefSeq and is a predicted model, not a curated record. Lineage: Eukaryota; Fungi; Ascomycota; Eurotiomycetes; Eurotiales; Aspergillaceae. Gene Ontology annotation, cellular component: mitochondrial large ribosomal subunit. The transcript has 6 exons. The coding region runs from base 1 to 2352 and encodes 783 amino acids. Gene Ontology annotation, molecular function: structural constituent of ribosome; nucleic acid binding.